This is a messenger RNA of Rotaria sordida, 1023 nucleotides long. The record is from the annotation of a GenBank genome assembly. Lineage: Eukaryota; Metazoa; Rotifera; Eurotatoria; Philodinida; Philodinidae.
AUGUUUAAUUUAAACUUUUCAGCUAAAAUUAAAGAAGCUGAAGAACAUAUAAGACAAGGUGAAAAAUAUAUGAAAACAUCAUUUCUUAAACGGAAACCAGAUUUAGAUUCAGCUAUUGAUGAAUUUGAUAAAGCAUGUACUUGUUAUCGUGUAGCUGAAAGAUAUGACCAAUGUCGAGAUUUAUCAUUACGAUUAGCUGAAUUACAAAUACAAAAAGUUGAAGUUUCUGAAAAACAAACGGAUGCGAUAGUUUUCAAAGCUCCGAAGAUUUUAUCGCAACUAUUUCAAAGAGAACUCCAUUUUUUUGCGGGUAAAUCUUAUGAACAAGCAGCACAAAUGACACUACAAUUACAAGAUUUGCCAACAGCAGCUAAAUAUUACGAUCGAGCAGGACAGUUAUAUGCUGAAGGAGGUUAUCGUGAUUCUGGUGCAAUUCUUUAUGAACGUUGUGCACCACAAUUUCAACAAAUAGAUCGUUCUAUUUCAAUUGAUUUUUAUCUUAAAGCAGCACGUUUAGCUGAACAAGAAGAAAAAUCUUAUCAAGCAGCUGAUUUAUAUGAAAAAGCUGCUAUGCAAGCAAUACGUAUGGGUAAUUUUCCACAGACAACUGAAUUACUUGAAACAACAACAAAUAUUCUUACAAAAUUAGAACGAUAUGAUCGAAUUAAUCGUGUUAUACUAUAUAGAAUAUUACUUAAAUUAUUUAAUGAAGAUAGUGUUGCUGGUCGAAAUAUUUUUGAUCAAGCUUGUCAAAAUUAUCCAUCAUUUGAUCAAUGGGAAGAACGAAAUCAUAUUGAAUUAUUACUUGAUGCAUUUGAUCAAGAUGAUAAAGAUUUAAUUAGUCAACGUUGUCAAAGUCCUUAUUUCAUGGCAAUUGAACCUGAAUUUGUUCGUUUAAUUAAACGAUGGAUUCGUCCAACAACAAAUAAUGUAAAUCAACAACAAACAACUAAAUCUACGACUUCAUCAACUAGUGGAACUAAACCAAUACAAUUAGAUGAUGAUGAUGAUGAUUUACGUUAA